CGCUAAGAGGAGUUCUUCCACCAGUCACGCUGUCGCUGGUGCCGCAUCCUUUCCCUCACGUGUGAACGUUGCAGGUAUUAGGGGACAACUUUUUUAAUUAUCAUAAUGUGGCUCCACCCGUAUUAUCAUAAUGUGGUUCAGCAAGUCCAAGUUCAAGAUCAUCAAAGCAUCUCAUGUAUCAAUUCCUGAUCUUGGGUUCUUGAGUAGGGAAUGCACUCAAGAAGAAUUGCUUUGGUGGAUUUAAGUCGGAAUCUUCAUGUUCUUGAGACUCUUUGCUUAACUAUUUACAAAAUUCCAACCUGAAGUGCAAGUGGAUGAUUCAUUCACCAAACAAUCUGAUAGACCCCAUGAACGUCGUACCACAACUUCUAUUCUCUUAUCUUAUCAUCCACCAGGUAAUUCUGCUGUUGUUCGCAAACUUUUUCUAGGCGGAUCAUCAUCAUCGUCUCGAAGUCGAAACGGUGGAGCUAAAGCAGCAGCUAAAGAGUCAAGAAAUUCCGAUCAAAAUCUUCCGGUAGAUGCGCGUCGCACAGACCAAGGAGGACCUCCGGAAGUACCUGAAGCACCUGAAGGGCAAGGUGUACAACCUCGAAGCACUAGUACCGGAGCUUCUGGGAGUGAGGGUGAUAAAAAAGACGCGCAGUCUUCUAAAGAACAGGGCCAUGGAGAAAGGGACGAGAAACGCAGCACAAGCAGAGAAGACGAUCACGGACAGGCUGGAGAAAAAGAAAAUGUGAAGAAUAAAACUGUAGUUAAGGUCAGCUCUUAUCCAUCUUUCAGUUUCACUUUCUCAGCAUCUCGAGGACCCGCCCUUUCCCACGAAAUAUUUCGUGGGAACAAGAAAGGGGUCCACCUCGAGAUGAGGGCGGGGCCGCGAUGGAUAUAACAAGCUGCCUCUAAAAAUGUAGUCGUUGUUUCGCCUCCUAUGAAGAACGCUUUUGACCUACAUCGGAAAACGCAAGAGCAUGUUUCCAUUUCUCGCGCCAAAUUUCAGGAUAUUUUGAAGACAUCUACUUCUGGAGCUUGUGGAGUUGGAGAGGGAAGAAAAAAUAAGACUCGUGCUACUGCUAGAAGUUCUUCUAGCUCAUCGUCUAGUAGAAAAACCACAACAAAUGCGACCUCCAAGCCCAAGGUCAAGAAAGACAGGAGGACUGUUUUACCACGCCUAGACGAGGACCAUCCCCAACAGGACGAACACUCGUCGAUGUCUUCACCGAGGACUACAACUACGAGACACCGUACUAAAUCAACUUCAGCCAAAGGAGUUGUUUCAUCUCCAUCGACGACAAGAUUGACAGCUGUAGUUGUAGGUCGUGAAGAUGUAGCGUCUUCAUAUACAACAGCGCCAAGGUGGAAUAUUAGGAUGAAACCUCCUACAUCAACAAGAACUAAGAAAGAUAUAAGUAGAGCACCAGCAGGAGCAGGACCUCGUGUAACAAGAUCUUCUAGAGGACCCACUCAGCAGCAGCACUCAUCUUCAACAGGUCUUCUUUUUGGUCGCAAUCUUUCACCAAAGUCGUAUCUUUCACCAAAGUCUUCUACUACGUGGUCAGCUCCUCCAUCGCCAAGCGUAACGCACCAGAUGGUUUUUGAAGGUCGUAGACUAGCUAGAGACUUAUCGCCUGCAUCCAAGGACCAGCAUCAUAAUUUGACUUCAACCUCCAGUGGAAGUGGGUUUCUCCAACAGGGAAGCAGACAGCCGAAGAAUAUGACAAUCUUCUCUUGUUCUCCACAAAAACCGGAUACCGGGACCUGGAAGAUGAGUUGUCCUAAAAAUAAUGUUGCGAGUUGUAGAAGUAGGCUUCUUCAACAGCAGUCUGACUCGGAAGUGUCACCUCCAGAGCAAGAACGUGCAGCUCUAGUUGGCGCAUCUUCUUCGACUACACUACUUGCGGGUGCUCCUGCUGUACUAGUAGGAACAUCAGCGUCCCCAGGUAAUCCCGAAGCAGUAGACGAAAAUACUGGUCGUGGACGAGGUGCUCCUGCAAGUAGAAAUGGCGUCGAGUCAAUCGGUGGCGCUGGACCUCCACAUCAACAAGAUGUUGGCGGAACUGAGUCAUCUCAACAAAGUCAUACUCAACGAUCAUUAGUCUGCAGCACAAAGCAGCGUCGUGGUCGUACCCUGCUUGAGGUGCAAGGGGAGGACAGUUGGUACGACCGCGCGAUCUCAAAGCCUGUUAGACCAAGGCGUAGCAAGGAGGAAGCGACUGCAUUUUUCGAAGCUCUGGUGGCAAGAGGACAAGAAACCGAGAAAAAAGUCAACAAAAAACGAGAAGAAAUGACGAUGGCUAUGGCAAUGCAGAGACGAGAGAGAAGCCCGCCAUCGCCAAGUCCUGGUGCCUUGGGGUCGAGGUCAGAUAUCAAAUGCAAAAACAUAAACAACGCAGCCGAGCACACGACAAAGGGCCAAGAAGCUGCUUCAUCUACUAAGAUCAAAAAGGGAAGUGGUGCGACCGAAACAAGAACGCCGGGAAAGACCGUGAAGAAGAAUGAUACUUGUUCUCAUACUGCUUCCGAAGAACCAUCACAGAACUCUAACGGGCCAUCAACACGACCACGAGUGGAAAAUGUGGAGACAGGAGGUGCAGUCCCAGUCGGAAACACUGAAGAUGUGCCAGAGUUGCAUCAAGGAGGUUUAGGAUCGAGGGACGCCACUAGGAGUAGAAGUAGCGAGGAAAGCGUCGUCAUUUUGCAUUGCAAAGAAAAAGCAGUUAUAGAGGACCUUGUUCAACAGCAUGGAGGUAAAAAUUAUGUAGAUGAAGAAGUUCUUGUUGAAGAAAGGACAUCAUCUGCAGAUGAAGAUUUAUUUGUUGAUGAGUCUUCACAUGACAUAAAGAGCUACAGGAGUAGUACUAGUCCUCGUGAACAACUAGUUGUAGAUCAGGAGCGGCAGCAACAAGGACAAGCACAAUUUCCCUCAACCUCCUCAACUGCUGGUACAAAAAACACAAUGUUGGAGACCACAGCCGGUGCUAGUACGAGACCCCGACCGAAGAGAACGCGGACCUCCGCAUCUAGUUUUGCGUCCUCUUCUAGUUAUUCUUCGUCUUCCUCAUCAAAGCACAGAAAAAAGAAAAUCGUGGAGGUGAAGAACGGCAACAAGAACUACAAGGAUACAGUUCCUACUCGCCCGUUCAAUGACCAAGACGAUGAGCUGGCUAAUGCCGUGAGUGCUAUAGAAUCUUCUGAUCAUCGUCCAUCAUCGAGUACUCCAAGAGGACAAAGUCGUAAUGACUUUGCACCGGAGGAACAAGCUGUACUCGACUCGAUAGAUGAGGCUUUUCGAGUAAUGGCUGAAAGAAGUAAAGGAUUAGCGGCUGACCAUGGCGGGGUAUCUACUAGCUCGUCUGCGAGUGCAAUGCAUGAAGUGAAGAAGAGAACAAGUACUACAGACUUGGAAGCUGAAUACAUUCGACGCAGUAGUGUGCUUUCGAGAUGAUUGGAAAUGGUCGCGCCGAUGCCAAUAUCCGUAAAAUGUACAUGAAGAUGCACAUGCAAAAAAUUGUUCAUAGAAGUGCGAUUUUGGUUCUUCACAAGUAGGCUGUAGUUUAGAAAUGACUAAAGGGUUUUAAAGCAACCUUAUCAUGAUAGUCAUAUCGUUAUAGUCGUCCGAAAUUUAAAUAGAGAAGUAUAGCUUCAUUUUCUUCGCCAUAUCACGCUUAUGCUAUAGCGACAGUGAUCAAAAAAAAAUUAGAAGUGAAAGAAGUGAAACAAAGUAGGAAGUGCUUCUUCUAGUAUAUAUAAGUAUACGUGACUAAAUUGUAUCAAGAUGACCAGGAGAAGAGCGAUUGUUAUUAAUGUACAGGCAACAUGCAUAGAAGGGCUAAAAUGUGCUUUUCUGCUCCACCCAAGUGAUGUGCUUGCAUACUUACUUUUUUUGCACCCUUUCUAUUUGCGUGUCCUCACCAUGCUAUAUCUUGUUGAUACUCGAUGCAACAGAGUAAGUAAAAGAACUAAAAGAAUCUUCAUGUAGUUGCUAAAAAAAAUGUCAACAUGAUCAAUGAACGACCCCUCUAGCAUUUUCAUCAAUCUUCAAAAAUUUUAAUUUCGUCAGUGCAAAUAUGAUCUAGCAGAUGAAAUAUCACUGAAAGAACUUUCGCUUCUUGCAGAUCUUCAUCUUCAUCAUGCGUUCCUAGAGCCGUUGUGCUUACCACAUCAAUGUUGUGCUGUUCAUUGAUGUUGUGGAACAAGCGAGACUCUACAACUUUUCAUGAUUUGUCAGUGCUGCAUAAAAGAAGACCUAGAUUCCAGUCCACGGGAAGCCUAAAUACCGCAACAUUGCACAUGAAGCCUACCGUGCUUGUGUGGUAC
Amoebophrya sp. A25 is the source of this 4311-nucleotide messenger RNA. The record is from the annotation of a GenBank genome assembly. Lineage: Eukaryota; Dinophyceae; Syndiniales; Amoebophryaceae.